GGGGGGAAAAAAAAUCUGGGAACAGGAGGGAUUGGGCUGAGCUAGCCGCACUUGGGGAACCGCGCGGACCUUCUGCUGGGACUCCGGCCCCGCGUCUGCUUAGCCCAGUGGCCCCGCGCAUCUACCACCAUGGAGCUGCGGACUCGUCUCGGGGCCACCUGUUUGCUGGGCUUCAGUUUCCUGCUCCUUAUCACCUCUUCUGAUGGACAUAUUGGGCUUGGAAAGGGUUUUGGAGAUCACAUUCAUUGGAGGACACUAGAAGAUGGGAAGAAAGAAGCAGCUGCCAGUGGAUUGCCCCUGAUGGUGAUUAUCCAUAAGUCCUGGUGUGGAGCUUGCAAAGCUUUAAAGCCCAAAUUUGCAGAGUCUACAGAAAUUUCAGAACUUUCCCAUAAUUUUGUUAUGGUAAAUCUUGAGGAUGAAGAGGAGCCCAAGGAUGAAGAUUUCAGCCCUGAUGGGGGUUAUAUUCCACGAAUCCUUUUCCUGGAUCCCAGUGGCAAAGUGCGUCCUGAAAUCAUCAACGAAAAUGGAAACCCCAGCUACAAGUAUUUCUACAUCAGUGCUGAGCAAGUUGUUCAGGGGAUGAAGGAAGCUCAGGAAAGGCUGACGGGUGAUGCCUUCAGGGAGAAACAUCUUGAAGAUGAGUUGUAACAUGAAUGUAUCCCUUCUUUCAUCAAAGUUAGUGUUUUGAAAGAAAAGCAGCAGGGGAGGGAAUAUUAAGGAAUCGCUGUGAACAAUAAACCUACCAGGAGACCCUGCUCCUGCCCUCAUGGGAAGGAGCUCUCUCACUGUGGAAGAGUUUUGCUAGCAGAAGCUGGUCCAUGUUUGUGGAUCCAGCAGAGGGUGGCAGACUUCCUUCUCCUGCCCCCUCUCACCUGAACAUCUGUUUGUCAUUGAAUGUAAAGAGUAACACCUUUUGACACAAAACUUGAGCCAUUUGGAAGUUUACUCCGCAUACUUAAGUAUUUGAAUCUUUUUCCAUUUCCUCCCGCUGUACUCACCUUGGUGAAAGGAGACCAGUGGCAUUUUUUCUACAAUGUUAAAAAAAUUGCAGAAA
Molecule: messenger RNA, 1054 nt
Organism: Ceratotherium simum simum (southern white rhinoceros)
Lineage: Eukaryota; Metazoa; Chordata; Mammalia; Perissodactyla; Rhinocerotidae
Gene: TXNDC12
Product: thioredoxin domain containing 12
Cellular component (GO): endoplasmic reticulum
Source: RefSeq, a predicted model, not a curated record